This is a messenger RNA of Fulvia fulva, 1305 nucleotides long. RefSeq lists its product as uncharacterized. The record is from RefSeq and is a predicted model, not a curated record. The coding region runs from base 1 to 1305 and encodes 434 amino acids. The transcript has a single exon. Lineage: Eukaryota; Fungi; Ascomycota; Dothideomycetes; Mycosphaerellales; Mycosphaerellaceae.
AUGCUCAAGACGCAGCGUUGGUCGAGGCGCGUCGCGUGGCGAUCGUUGACCGAAGGCACACUCGGCCAAACCUGCCGAUGGAGAAGUGACCAGAAUGUCGGCAGACCAUCGCGAGGCCAUCGGGAGAGAGCCAACUCAAAGUACGCCGUGAAGCGUGCCGCCAACACAACGACCCAAACAGAAAAUAGGAAGCCCUCUUUGGUUGAGCAGCUGUUCCCAGAAGAGUCCAAACGCUAUGAAGCCCAACAGAAUGCCUCACGCGAGAUUCCUCGCCUGCCCAUAGAAUCUCGGACACAAACUCCAACCAUUACCAAGGUCGUACAGCAGGAUUCGCCCAGAAAAUCAUUCAUAGCACAACGACUGCACGCAGAAGCAGCCCAGGCAAGCCCAGGGACCAGUGUGCUCGUCUUGCGAAAUGCCAGCAAUAACCUGACUGAGGAAGACUUCCGCCGUCUCAUUCCACAAGGACGACAUAUCGAAGGCUGGACUCUCCAGGAGGGAGACAUCCUGAAAGUCAUACCUGGCCGCAAUCUGGCAACUCUGGCCCGGGAGAACCACUACUUUUUGCUGUUUUCAUCAACUCUGAGCGCUUUCAUGUACCAGGGCCAUGUCUCACGUAUCCACAAACUUGCGGCCAUGCAUGCACCAAGCUCGAUCACAUCACCUGUACCUCCACCCCCCGGAUAUAUGGUGGAAGGAUUAGACCUACAUUCUGCGAUUCAGGCAUACAGCUUGGUCCCGCCAUGGCAGAAACUGGAGCUAAGGCAAUUGAGGCCUCCAAUGACACCAGUCGUCCGAUCUAUAAUUAAAUACGAGGGGUAUCCUAGUAUUGUCAAGCGCCCGGACAAGAUGCCCUUCGAAGUACGUCUCACCCUCGAGGGCCCGCAAAUCCAAGCCGGUGGCAUUCGCCACAUCAUAAUGGAAAGUGCUCAGGCCAGGUCUCUGAGCUGGUCAGGCGGCAACAACAUCAAUGUCAAGGUUACCAAAUGGGAGCCUCAACCGAAAGUCUCUGCGAUGGACGAAAGUGUUUAUGCCGAGCAGGCCGUCGAUGAUACCAAAUCAGCAUCCCAGAAGGAGGAGGCGGAAAGAGAUGGAGCGGCAUUGUUGAUGGAGGCAGCUGGAGCAAGCGAGCGACGGAAGCUACGUACGCCGAAUCCUGUGUACAUUGUCGGAUUUCACACAGAAGGCGCAGCACAGAGCUUUGUGAGUUACUGGCACAGACGCCCGAUGGAGCAUAUGGACCGAUAUCACCACGAACUCGAAGGCGACGUUGCACCUAUCGCGAACGUGGAGCUACUGUGGUAG